AUUAUGCCACAGACAGACAAACAAGUAUGCAUCCCUCCAGAGCUUCCAGAUUUGCUGAAGCAGUUUACAAAAGCUGCUAUUCGGACCCAGCCUCCAGAUCUUAUACAAUGGGCGUCCGACUAUUUUUCUGCCAUGGCCCGGGGAGAGCUGCCUCCCAUAAGAGAGCGAGCAGAUCGAGUGCCUUUAUCAACCUGGGCAGAGCUUACUCCAGAGCUCUUGAAGGUCUUACACCAGAGAGUGGGUGGGAGGCUGAUAGUCCACGUCGAUGAACUAGCCCAAAUGUGGAAGGUGCUCAAUCUCCCUACAGAUUUGUUUGAGAGUAUUAUGAACGUUGGGCGUUUUACUGAAGAAAUUGAAUGGCUCAAGUUCCUAGCUCUGGCCUGUAGCUCUCUUGGAGUUACUAUAGCAAAAACUCUGAAGAUAAUAUGUGAAGUUUUAUCCAGCGAGCACGACACUGGACAAGCGCGCAUCCCGUUCAGUACUUUCCAGUUUCUGUACACUUACAUUGCUGAAGUGGAUGGGGAAAUUUCAGCAUCUCAUGUCAGCCGAAUGCUGAAUUACAUUGAACAGGAGAUCAUCGGGCCAGACGGCUUGAUCAAGGUGAAUGAUUUUACCCAGAAUCCUCGGGUCAGGCUGGAGUAA
This is a messenger RNA of Elgaria multicarinata webbii, 642 nucleotides long. RefSeq names its product ropporin-1. Gene Ontology annotation, cellular component: cytoplasm; motile cilium. The transcript is spliced from 5 exons. Gene Ontology annotation, biological process: sperm capacitation. Bases 4 to 642 code for a protein of 212 amino acids. NCBI's taxonomy places the organism in Eukaryota, Metazoa, Chordata, Lepidosauria, Squamata, Anguidae. The record is from RefSeq and is a predicted model, not a curated record.